AGCAAUAUAGCAGACAUUUCACAUUGGUGAGGGUUUAAGCACAGCCAUGAAAGAACCCAUCGAAAACCUCUGGCAAGAAGUUCGAGAUCUAAGCCUAGGCUCCAGCACCCAUAUCGACCAACUCUCUUCCCCACCCACCCCCCUCCAAUUCCUCCGCGACUACGUCUCCCCCAACAAACCCUGCCUCAUUUCCAACGCCAUAAACCACUGGCCAGCCACCACUCUCUGGCAUUCCACCCCUUAUCUCCUCAAUACUCUCUCUUAUUCCUCCGUUUCCCUUCAUCUCACCCCUACAGGCAAAGCUGAUGCACUUACCCCACACCCCACUACUUCCACUACUUGCUUCGCCUCUGCUGAAGUUCAACGUAUCCCUUUUCCUGAUGCUUUGACGCGGGUCUUAGAAUCGGACCCGAAUUGUGUGGGUUAUCUGCAGCAGCAAAAUGAUUGUUUUCGUAGUGAGUAUGGGCCUUUGAGUCACGAUUGUGAUCCGGAUUUUACUUGGGCUUCUGAGGCUCUUGGGUGUUUGCCUGAAGCUGUGAACCUUUGGAUUGGCAAUGAUUUGUCUGAAACUUCAUUUCAUAAGGAUCAUUAUGAGAACAUAUAUGCUGUUGUUUCUGGGGAGAAGCAUUUUUUGCUUCUUCCUCCUACUGAUGUUCACAGGAUGUAUAUUUGUCCGUAUCCUGCUGCCAAUUACCGCUACUCCCAGGAUACCGGGGAAUUCUCUUUGGAACUGGAGGAACCAGUGAGGUAUGUGCCAUGGUGCAGUGUUAAUCCAUACCCUUCACCUGAGUUGAAGGAGAAGAAAAAGGCCAAGUUUCCCUUAUAUUUUGAUGGACCAAGACCAUUUGAAGUUACAGUCAAGGCGGGCGAGAUUCUUUACUUUGUUGUGAAGAGCAUGAAGCGAGGAAAAGCGAUAAGCCCCUUUUCGCUUAAAGCGAGAAGCGAAAGCACUCGGUUUUUUGAAGUGAAGCGGAAUUUUAAAAAAAAUUAAAAAUAAAUACUGCAUAGACAACACAUGUAACUGUAAGCAAAUGUUCAAUACUUCAAUGUAAAAACUAAAGAGUAUCAUCAAUUGAAGCACAAAAUGAGCAUCAUAUUCUUCUACAAGAUUGUCAAAUUCUUGUAUUCCACUAUCAGUAUUAUAUUGCUCGUCAUCUUCUUCUACUUCUUCUUCUUCAUCAACUAGGGACAAAGUAGCUGCUUCUUUUCCCUUCCUCUGUGAGCUUGAAGUUGAAGUACUCCCCCACAAACCAUAAAUCCUCUCCCCAAUUUCACGUGCCUCCGCAACAUCACCCCAAGUGAAAUUACAAGUUCCUCAAAUACUUCUUCAUCUGCAUGAUCUUUCAGGACUGUAUGAUCUUUCGGAACUCUAGUUAGCCAUUCAUUAGCAUCAUCGAUGUUGUCCAAACUAAUUGGAUCAAUUAUAUUGCGAGUGUUGUAACGACGCCUCAAUGUUCAUUGUACUUAAUGAAGACUAGAUCAUUGAGACGCUUCAAGGUUAGUUUGUUCCUCUUUUUGGUAUGAAUUUGCAAAUAAUAAAUCAUUACUAAGAUUAGGACAAUUGAGAUAUAAUUUAAUUAUCUCAAUAUACUAAAUCUUUCUUCUUAGUUCUUACAUGUUCAAACACGCUUCAACUCCUUUCACACCCGGAUGAGCUACAUGUUAGACUUGGAUCUUUGAUGGCAAACUUUUGUAAUUUUGGAGUGGAAUGGUUGUAUUGCUUCCACCAUUCAACUGAAGAAGUAGAAUAAAUAUUCAAAACAUAAUAUUUAUAAAGAAAUAACUUAUUAACUAUAAAGCAAGAUAUAAGCACUCGCUCACCUGAAGACUUCAUCUUUCUUUGUCUAAUAGCCAUGUUUUUUCCAAAAAGUUGCUCAACAUUCCUAUAAGUACUAAAUUGCUAUGUUACUUUAUCUUGCACGGAUUCUUGUAUCAACUUCUCAAUACAUUCAAUGUCUUCAUUCCACAAUUCUUCAUCUCCUAUAAUCCUCUCUUCAUUGUCAUAAAACAGUUCCGGGUUCAAAACAAGUCCAACUGCAUGCAAAGGGCGAUGAAUUUAUUAUGUCCAUCUUUUAUCUAUGAUCUCAAAGACGCUUUUAUAUUUUUUUUAAUCACUAAAAUAGUCUCGAAUAGCCUCCUUGCCCUAUCCAUUGCUUCGUAAAGGUAGCCAUUGGUGGUCUUUGCUCCCCAUCCACCAAACGAAGAACUUUAACUAAAGGACCACCAAUCUUCAAUGCAUGAACCACAUUAUUCCAGAAUGCAGUAGAAAGCAUAACAUCUGCAGAUUCUCUCCCUCGAUCUUCCCUUACAUAAGCACUGUUAGUGUACUCAUCUGAAACAAACAACUUCUUCAAAUUGCUAUUUUGCUCAUACAUCCUAUGCAAAGUCAAGAAAGCGGUAGCAAAUCUUGUCUUUGCAGGUUUCACCAAGCUUCUUUGUUUAGUGAAUCUCUUCAUCAAAUUCAAUAGCAAAGGCCUUUGAACAAUAUAGGAAUGCACUCUAAUUACCUGAUUAAAGACUGAACUGAAGAGUCUUUCCUUCAAAAUGUCACCGAAGAUCAAAUUAAUGCAAUGUGCUGCACACGGAGUCCAAUAAAUAUGCGUGUACGCUACCGACAUCAAAUCACCAGCUUUAACAUUUUCGCUGGCGUUGUCCGUAACAACUUAAACAACAUUUUCUGCUCCAAUAGAGUCUAUUGUACUCUUGAACUAGGAGUACAUUUUGGUUGAAUCAGUAGAAGAGUUGCUUGCAACAACGGACUGAAGAAAUAAGCUUCCUUAGGAGAAUUCACCAGAUAUUGAUGAUCAUUUUUCCAUUUCUUGUCGUCUACUUAUCCAUCAUAAUGAAAAAACCAAACUAGUUCCAUUCUGCUUUGUGCUCCUCCACGAUUUUGCUAGUCUCUUCCACCUCUUUUUUUUUAGAUAUGGACCUCUAGUUUCAUGAUAAGUUGGAGGUUUUAUUCCUGGACCAUAUUGGCCUACGACCUCAAUAAAGUCUUCAAAAGUUAAAGCUUCUGCACGAUGGGUCUGUGAUGCUGGGCUCCUCUUCAAUUGUGUCAACUAUACUGACACUUUUGGAGACUUUAUUGAUGCUGUUAGUCAAUAUGGACCUGGAAUAAAGCCUCCCACUUAUCAUAAAAUCAGAGGUCCUUAUCUAAAUAAAGAAGUGGAGGAGACCAAUAAAAUUGUAGAGGAACAUAAAGUUGUGUGGAACAAAUAUGGAUGUUCCAUUAUGAUGGAUAAGUCGACCGCAAGAACUAGAAAAAUGAUUAUUAAUGUGUUGGUGAAUUCUCCCAAGGGAAGUUUGUUUCUUAAGUCGAUUGAUGCUAGCGACGCGUCCACUGACCACAUCAAGAUGUUCACCUUGUUUCAGAACACCAUUGAAAAGAUUGUCCCAAGCAAUGUUGUUCAAGUGGUCACUGAUUAUGCGAGUGGAAAAUGUUAAAGCUGGUGGUAUGGUGCGAGGAGCAUACCCGAAUGUCUAUUGGACUCCAUGUGCGGUUCAUUGUAUCAACUUAAUGUUCGGGGACAUUUUCAUGGAAAAAUCAUUUUCUACAGCUUUUGGCCAGGGCGUUAGGAUACAUUCUUAUAUUGCUCAGCGGCCCUUGUUAUUGAAUAUGAUGAGAAGAUUCACCAAGCAAAAAAUUUUGGUGAAACCGGGCAAGACAAGGUUCGCCACUGCUUUCUUGACUUUGCAUAAUAUCCACUUGCAAAAAGCCAAUUUGAGAAAGUUGUUCAUUUCAGAGGAAUGGAACAAGAGUAAAUUUGCAAAGGA
This is a messenger RNA of Nicotiana attenuata, 3774 nucleotides long. Its product is annotated as jmjC domain-containing protein 7. Gene Ontology annotation, molecular function: 2-oxoglutarate-dependent dioxygenase activity; DNA binding. Lineage: Eukaryota; Viridiplantae; Streptophyta; Magnoliopsida; Solanales; Solanaceae. Bases 47 to 991 code for a protein of 314 amino acids. The record is from RefSeq and is a predicted model, not a curated record. The transcript is spliced from 3 exons.